Molecule: messenger RNA, 6449 nt
Organism: Danio aesculapii
Lineage: Eukaryota; Metazoa; Chordata; Actinopteri; Cypriniformes; Danionidae
Gene: rtn2a
Product: reticulon 2a
Exons: 10
Source: RefSeq, a predicted model, not a curated record
AUGGGCCCAGCGGUGCCUUGAUGGAGCAUGGGUCAGGUUUUAGGGUUCUCCCACUGCAAGGAAUUCGGUACAGUGAACUCAACACCUGACUCUACUCCUCCCUGCUCAGAUGGUGGAAAUGAGGAGUCCGACUUUCCCGAGCUGCAGACGGCCCGAGAAUGGUCAGAUGAGGAUGACGAAGGCCUGGAGGAUGACGAUGCAUGUCUCAGCAGCUCAUCCGUAUGGGGGACGCCGCGUCAGAACUCAUUUGAGCUCACCUUCUCCUACAUUGCCUUCUCGGAGAGCGAUGGCUCAUCACGGAGAGACUCAGGGCGCCGCAGGACUGGGCCGAGGAGCGGCCGCGGGUCACUGCACCGCACGGAUACUCUGGAGACACAGGCACCUCCAGACUCGCCUGCUGUCGAGUGGGACCCUCAUGCCUUCCUGACUCUGGACGGGGAGGGAGACGUGGAGGAGAGCCAGACAUGGACUGUAGAGACACAGAGUCUGGAGACGCUUCAGGAUAAAGAAACAGGGAGUUGGGACACAGCGGAGAAGAUCUCAGGCAUCCAGAGUUACAACUUAAUGUGCAUUCAACAAGAAGAGCAAAUAACAGUACCGCAGCUUCCUGCAUCAGACCCUGCUGUUGCCACAGCCACUCUGCAGACGGCGGACGCAUCACAUACAAUGCCUCCGUCCAUUGGUCCAAACACUCAGGAAGAGCAGACCUGCAAGCAGUGGUUCUCGACUCUCAGCCUAUCAGAGGGACCAACUAUUCACAUCCAGAUAGCAGUAAUGGACCUGGUCUACUGGAAGGACAUGGAGCGGACGGGGAUGGUGUUGACAGGCUUGGUGGUGGCGCUGUUGUCUCUGUUUCAGCUGAGCAUCAUCACUGUGGUGUCCACUCUCUCGCUGGCCAUCCUGUGCUUCACCAUUUCAGUCAGAAUCUACUAUAAACUGCUGCACGUGCUCCAGCUGGGAGAUGGAGUUCAUCCCUUCCAGUCAUAUCUAGACCUGGACAUCAGUUUAAGUGGUGAAGAGGCCCAGCACUGUCUACAGAGGGCCAUUGUGUUGUCCUGCUCCGCUCUGGAAACCCUGAGAAACCUCAUCUUUGUAGGAAACCUGUUCAGCUCACUCAAGUUCUGGUUGCUGAUGUAUGUGGUCACGUUCCUGGGGAACCUCUGCAAUGGCCUUACCUUGAUCAUCAUCGGUGUGAUUGCCAUCUUCUCUGUCCCUUUGUUUUACACACGUCACCAGGAUAAAGUGGACAGCUGCAUCGUAGCAGUUCAAGCUAAAAUUGACAACAUAAAGGACUUCUUUUAUCGCCUGACCCAGGGUGGCGGACCACCUCCAGAUCCCACCCCUGGUGGAGCUAAACCCAAACCCAUUGAGACAAACAACACAGAAGAGGAGGAGCCAUGUGCUGUCACUCAAAAAUGUCUUAAUCAGUAGUCUGUGCUCAGAGUCCCACCCCUGCAGCAGUGAGGGAGGGGUUUAUGACACCACGGCCUUAUAUGGGAGGAAAUAUAAAUUUAAUGGAGGACAAUCUUCUUAAAUGACAUUGGUAUUUGAAUAAGCGAAAGACAAGUUUUCUCUUUACACACUUCAGUGUCAGUAUGAGUUUAUGAAAGAAACACAGACCAAGAUACUCAAUAAUGGUCCCUAUAUUGCAAGCUGUAUUAACAUUUCAUCUGUAAAAAAAAACUAAUAGCAUCUUUUUUCAUGUUACUUCACUUUAUACUCAUAUAAGACAUAUUAGUGUUUUUAUUAAAAGAUACUAGUAUUUAUUCAUUAGAAAAUAGUACUUUUUCUUUAGGUAUUAGUGCCUUUUGAUACUAGUAUCUUCAUAACUCAACCUCAAUUAAUAACAAUAACUCAUAAAUCAAUUACAUACUGCUAUGUGCAUUUCUGGAGCACCAAUUAUGUCCCAGGAGCUACCUUUUUUGAAGUUUAUGUUUUCACGAAUCCACCAGAGGCCGCUGUGUACACUUUUUCAGACCUCUAAAUUCUCUCGCGAGUGCCAUUUGCACCUGCUGUUCUCGUGUAAAUUCACCAGAGGCCGCUGUUUUCUGACUGACUGACUGACUAAUCGACUGACCACCUCCUCCUUCCCUAAACCCAACCAAUAGUGUUUUCACAAGCACCGAUUGACCAGUGCCCACCCACUUCCCUAAACCCAACCGACAGUGUUUUCAAAAGCAAUUCGGAUAAAGAAAAGACCUUGCGGCAACCUGAUUUUUGCCACUUUUACAGAUUUUACCACAUUCUCACACUGGUAAUUCCUUGUUGUUUUAUUAUGUUCUAACUGCUUUCUGGAACCGUUCUUCGCCUGACUCGAACAUCAUCGUCAUGGUCAAUUCCGUUCUGCAUCUCAAAUUCUCUGACGUACGCGGCUAGCCACUGAACAAACUUGUAACAGCGUCCAUACGGAGCCGUCCAUACGGAGGUAAGCCGUCAGCUUGUAAGCACGAAAAGGAACGGCAUCAUACUGACCUUUAUCGUUUGUUUUAAGGACGAAAUGCAGCCAUACGUUCCUCUGGCUACAUAAUUCGCAAUCUCCAGAAAUGUAUAUAGGGGUACAUUUUCAGAAUAAGCCCAUAUUGUUAUAACUGUUACUACUAAUUAUUUGUCACAUAUAUUUGAUAGAUAUAAGUACUACUCUCUAAUUAAUAAGUAUGAGAACCAAAUGAAUAAGUACUAGUAACCACUAAUAAGGUCUAGUAUUUAAGGUUACACUUUAAUUUAAGGUGACAUAGUUUGUGUAAUUAUCCAUUUAACUGCAGAAUAAUAUUAAUUAAUUACAUGUAGUUACUAUAUGGUUGGGGUGAGAAUGUUGGGAUUACUUAUAAUUGUACAUAAUUCACUGUUAUUGCUAUAGUAAGUGCAUAGAACAUUUGUAACUACGUCACCUUAAAUUAAAGUGUUAAAUUAUCUAAUGAAUAAAUGGCUCCUGUGUGGCAAGCGGUUUUAACUUUUCAUCUAUAAAACAUAAUGGUAUCUAUUUUAAUGUACUUUUACUUAUUGGUUCUAUUCUCCUAUUUUUGUUAUAGUACUUAUUUGUUAGCCAGAAGUGCUUGUUUUAUUAGAUACAUUUUUAAAAGAUACUAGUACUUAAUCAUUCAAUACUAGUACUUAUGGCCCAUUCCCACUGAGUACAAGUCACCUUUAUCAGGCUUGCAUUUCCACUGCCAAAAGGGUACCAAUGGUGGGCAUGUGGUUCAACAGAACGUUUCAAUCGAUGUCAUUCUCGCUCGAGGAAAUGUCAAAGUAAAGCUGUACAGGUCUUUCACAUAUCAUAUGAGAAGCACUUCUCACAAAACAGAUUUAUACACAUAAAUAAUUCUGUAUAAAUGUUCAUUGUUUUUCUAUGAACAUGAUUUAAUUAUAACUGCAGAUCAAUGAUCAGUGCGAAAUAGCCUACUGUAAAUUAUUUAAAAUAAAUAAAUAUGCAACAUGUAUGAACACAUACAGAUACUUAUAGUCUCCAAUAUGUUACCAAUUACAGAAAAAAACUACUUUGUUUUUUUGGCUUCUCCUUUGUUUUGUUUUUUUGUUUUUUUGCGCAUCGCUCUCACGUUUGUCCAUUGCUGAAAGGAUCGGAUGUCAGACGCACUUAAUAACCACGUGCACGUUAUUAUCAUCAGCUGAAUAAAUUUUUUAUCUCAAAUAUUGAUGCAUGGUGAGCUCACAUGAGAAAACAAAACUGCUCCCGUUUUAUACGGCCUUGUCAACAACUACGGGGCACAGGGUAGAUUCUGUUCUUCUUCUUGGCUUUGUGGCUGUUCAUCAAGACAACAACAAUGUUUGUUUGAGCUCGGGUUGACCAUGUCUCGUUAUUAUAUGUAGAUAUUAUCAUGGUGUAAUGUCAAGGCUGUGUGUUUAUAAAUGGUGCUUCCUUUAUUUUCAUUCUCAUGGCUUGUGUACAUGCUAGUGACGUAUCUCUGUAAACCAAUAGCAUUCAGCUGCACAUCUACAGUAGCUCUGCCUUUUGGUACCUUUUUGUUGAGCUAGGUUCCCUUUUGAAAAUGUACCCAAAAAGUGGUAAAGUACGGUUAACUUUUUAAUACCUUUUGACAGUGGGAAUGGCCUUAAAAGUGUACCGCACCAUACAUUUAUAAAAUAUUCUAGUAUUGAUCCAUUACAUAUUUGUUACAAAUAAUUACUAGUAUGUAAAUAAUAAAUACUAGUACAUACUUGACUGAAUAAUUGAUAUCUUAAUGAGUUUGCCUAGUAGUCAAUGGCAAAACUUUAGGUUUGCUAAUAGUAGUUGUAACACUUUAUAAUAACUACAUACUAUGAAUCAUUUACUAAGCAUUAGCAUCUAGUGAAUUCAUUGUGUGUUAAGCAUUAACUCUACAUUAAUAAACGUUUUUAAGCAGUUUAUAACUGCAGAUACAAAUGCUGUAUUCUUGAAUUAAAACCACAUUCAUAAUAUACUUAAUAAUUGUACUUUCAUACUUUGUUAAUAAUUUAUUUUUCAUUAAUUACCUAAUCUAAAGUGAGGACUAUUUAUGCUUUAUAAAUCCCUUAUAAAUGACAAUUAAAGGCUUGGUAUCAAAUGAACAAUAAUCUUGGCAAUCUCAUCUAAAAAGUAAAAUUACUGUAAAGUUUAACCAUUGCUGAAUAACAGGAGUGCUAAAAUAUAACAUACAAUUGGAUAAAACAACAACAUUAUGUUACUUUAACAAUAUAAUAGCAUGGAAUGUUUGAACUGUACAGUAAUUUUAUUUUAGAUCAGGUUGCAAAGAUUUAUUUUUCAUUUGAUACAGUUUCAUUUGUGUAUCUUCAAAUGAAUAAAAAUGAAUAAUGUUGUUUAUGUUCUUUUUUCCUGUUUAGAAUUUAACUUAGCCUUUAAUUGUCAUUUUAUAAGGAAUUUAUAAAGCAUAAAUAGUCCUCACUUUAGAUUAGGUUACAAAACGGGAUGAAGUUGAGUUAAUAAAGCAUUUAUUAACAUACAUAGUAACUAUUACUAUAUGCCUGAAUAUUAAGAUAUUUAAAUGUUAAUUUCAAUAGUUUAUUAAACAUUUGAUCUUAUAAAAACACUAACAAUGCUUAAAUAACUGGUUUGUAAAUAAUGCAAUACUUAAUUUAGCAAUGAAAAACAAAUCAUAAACAAAGUAUGAAAUUAGAGCUAUUAAGCACAUUGUAAAUGUGGUUGUAAGUCAAGAAUACAGCAUUUGUAGCUGCAGUUAUAAACUGCUUACUAGCAUUUAUAAAUGUAGAGUUAAUGCUUAACAGACAAUGAAUUAACUUGCUUAUGCUUAAAAAAUGGUUUAUAGUGUGUAGUUAUUAUAGAGUGUUAACAAUUAAAACAGUAUGCACUAAUGUGUACUAAUGACUAAUGAAUAAAUACAUCUAUUUAUUAAAUAAAUAUCUAAUAAAUAAGUUCUAGUAUCUAAAUAAUAAGCAUUAGAAGCUAGUGAAUAAGUGUACUAGUACUUAAUCCUUUGACAUGUAUGAUCACACUGGUGUGUUCAGAGUGUUCGGUGCAUUACAUGAUCAGCUGCUAAAUUUAAAUCUGCUUUUCCGUGUAUCUUUAUGCAGAGCCAGAAAAAAAAUCAUCAUAAAUAACAAUUUUUCUGGGUUUUCAAACAGAUAAAUCUUAUUUUAGAUUUCACAUGAGUACUAGCAAAACAUUAUAUUCAUGGUUUGUAAAAUAGACAUAGGUGUCUAUGAAGAUGGCAAUAAUAAUCAAUUUUUAAAAAUUACUUAAUUCAUGUCACAUAUGCACUGUUUAUAUUACUAGAACGUUUACACCAUUCUUCUCGCAGUUAAAUGCUCACUUACCCUCAUGUUUUUCAGAAGAAGUUGAUGAAUUAACAUGUUGUAAAUCCAGCAGCUUUCAUCCCUCCCCUGCAGUGCAAACUAACACAACACCCAUCACAGAUCAAAUAAUAUGAUCAUUAUUAAACUCUUUAAAUCACAAAACACAUGUUCUUAAACAUAUUUGACAAUCUGAAUAUCAGAUAUAUAACAAUAUAGCUAGCAUGCUUGUCAAUAUUUGCAGAAAAAAAAGAAAAAACUAGGAAAAAAACAAUAUAUUGACAGGUUCUAAAUAACAGUCACAUUAAAAUGCACUUGCACACUCAUGGGAGUAUUUAAAUGUGAAGAGAUUAAUGUAAAAAAAAUACCAGUUUCUAAAUAAUUAGUACUAAUAGCAUGAACAUAGAUGCUAUAGUGUGUUUUAUAGAUGAAAUGCUAAAAUGGCGUGCCAUAGUCCCUUGAGAGUUAUCUGAACAAACAUGGAUGACUUCAGUGAAGUAACAGCAGUGAAAAUGUGAAUCAGAACUUUUUUGAAUCCAUAUUGACUGUAGUUCGCCAGCAGGACCAGUUUUUUGGAUGUUUUUUUUUACUACUGACAGUCUCAGAAUAUCUCAUUGUGUUUGUGCGCGUAUGUGUGUGUGUGGACAGAUUACGCCUGUUAAUGAACCUAAGAGCUAUUAAAGCCACAAUGUUAUUUUCUUUUCCAA